AGUGACUGGAAGAUGGAUACAUGUCAUCUGACAUACAGCAACGUUUGUCUUCAUAUUACAUCUCUAAUCUACAGGCAAAGUGACUGGAAGAUGGAUACAUGUCAUCUGACAUACAGCAACGUUUGUCUUCAUAUUACAUCUCUAAUCUACAGGCAAAGUGGCUGGAAGAUGGAUACAUGUCAUCUGACAUACAGCAACGUUUGUCUUCAAAUUUAAAAAUCCCUCCUUACCACAUGAAUGUUUUAAUGCAAACUUAACCCAGUUAUUGUACUUGCUUAAAUUAUAGUUAGUCUUUAAGUCUUUAAGAGAAUGAAAUUCCACCUCAGAUGUAACGACAACAAAUAAGAAUGGGAAGAGGUGCCAUGCAGCAUUAUGGACAAUAUCCCCAGCAGUGAGAUUUUAAUGAAUACAUGUCUAUAAAAGGAACACAUCUGCCAAGAUAAACAUGAAACUCCAAACAAUCGUUUACUCCAUAGUUUAUUGUCAUUGAGGCAUGAAUCCUUACCCAUUACACCAAUUUCCCUUUUGCGUAAUGGAUAUUUUGGGUUUUUUGUGAAUUUCAGGAAGACGCAACGUGCAAGCUGUUUGCUCAGAUAGUUCAAUGGGCCAUUAAUCAUGAAUAAGGGCAGGACUUAAGGUAGACAACACAUGUUACAACAAUAGACCAUCCAAAGUGUGAGGUGAACAGGCAGUGGUGACGGAAAGCAGAGGAGUGGCUAGAAAUUCUUGGUCCCCUGACAAAAUGUGACCUUGGGCCCUGUUGAAGCCGAUAAUGUAACAAUGGCCAAUAAUGUAAUAGUUUUUCCAUUUUUAACGUAAUAAAAGUUUAUAAUGUAAUAACUGGUCAAUAAUGUAAUACCUUUUCUGAAUUGUUAAUGUAAGUUAUUACAUUAAGAACAGAGAAAUGUAUUACAUUAUUGGCAUGUUAUUACGUUAUUGGUACGUAUUACGUACAUUAUUGGCUGUUACAGGGCCCCCCACUAGGAUUGGCACUUUCAAUUUUGGAUCCCCCCAGUAGAUUUAGCCAAAUAGGGGCAGUUUAACGUUAAACGCAAAUUUCACUAGUAAAUUUCACUUACUAACUAAACUCUGCUAGAGGUAAGACGUGUGUUAGAAGCAAUCCGUGAAUAUUUUUUAAUAUUUUAAUGCACUUUCAUGCACUUUUCAGUAUUAUUGACCCAUUUUUAAGUUUCAUUGACAUGUUUUUAAUACAAGUACUAUUUCAUCACACGAUAGGUACAAUACUCAUAUCAAAUAAAAAUACUUUUUGAUGACAUUUUGGUGGUUUAUUUUGAAUUGCUUUAAAGUAGUAAAACACACUGCAUCUUUAAGAUUGCGAUCAUAAAUACACAUGAUAAACUAACAUGCAGAGCGGCUUAUUCCACUCCCCCCGCUCUGUACUUGAUAUGUAUUUGUCAAUAAUGUAUAUUUGUUUGUUUGUUUUUACUUGUUUGUUCUGGGUCAGAUGAGGGAUCUGCAUGAUUGCUCCAAAGAAACUGAAAAUGGAAGGGGGUGUUUGUAUUGUUUUAUAGUGCUGUUUUCUGUCUCUUCGGAUAGAAGUGAUUUCACGCUGCUUUUCAACCUGUUAUUCUUUGCAUUGCUAGUAGGCUACUGUGAUAUGUAAAUGAAAAUACGAAUUUGAUAAUACGGAAAAGUUUGUAUCUAGAUCGGGAUGAUCUAACCCAAUGUUGCUUUGAAAAACCGGCACAAAAGUAAAAUGGAUUACCCAGUCCUGCAUAGCAAAUUUCCAAAUCAAGAUCAUUCUGAUCCAGAUUAAACCUUUUGAACGACUAACCAAGAAAAAUGGUUGGAAGAUCGAUGAUUAUUACGAAAAUGGAUAUCUGUGCUUACUUGGUUGUGCCUAGUCUGCAAUCGAUUGACAGGCGAUCGACUGUGAGACCUUAGAGAUUUACAAAAUCCGACGGAAAUAAUGUGGCUUAAUGGCGUGUUGAAUUCACAGAUGGUGUGGGCCGCUGCACGCGGGCCAGGACCGUAGUCAUCCAGGGUACCGGCACACCCAGAGCAAGUCUGCGGGUGCACCGGCUGCGAGAUGGGCCUCUUGUACUGCGUCUUCUGCGCCAUUGGAAAGAGUAUAGACAUUUUAUGCUUCUUGCUGGAUUUGAACUUCUGGAUGGUCCACUCGCUCAUCCGGCUGCUGGUGACUGUGCUGUCCUUCGUGAAGGACUUGCCAGCAGUGCUGAGAGGCGCGCUGGCAGAGUGCUGGAGCACGGCCCUCCUGUGUGCUCUCAGCAUGGUUGACGGGCUGUCGCAGGGCGUCAGGAUGGCAGGACACUUUCUGGAGCACAGUGUGCUGCGGGUGAAAGAGCUGCUGCAGCGAGCCACACUCUCUGGCCACUCAGCGGUGCAGCAGGUUUGUGAGGCCUGCGGAGUUGUGCAUGGUCUACUUCUCUAUGUGCUCAACAGCGCCUCCACUGGGUUGACGUUAGGGGCACAGAGUGUCUGCUCUGCAGCUGUGGGCCUGUGGGAUGUGGUAGGGGGGGCCCUGCUUCGAGCCGUUGAACUGACCGUGGCACUGCCAGCUGUGAUUUGGAGUGGCCUCGCCGGUACUGCUGCCCUGCUGUGGACACUCUGUUGCUUUGUUCUGGAGUUCCUGGGUUCACUGAGCCGUGUCUUCGUCAGCGUCUUCCUGCUGGAUCUCUGCGGCCUGGUGCUCGCUGUAAUCGUGGUGGGUGUCGCGGUUCUCUACCUUAGCCCCAGCCUCGCUCGCCGCAUUCUGUGGGAUGGCGGCGCCUCCCCCAUCAUGGGGCGCCUGCGAGGGGUGCUGCGGCGCUUGCGUUUGCUGGCGCUGGAGAGCACACAGGUGGUCAUGGAGUUGCAGACGCGGCUUCGUGCGGCAUGGGGUGGGAGCUAUGUCCAGAGGAGGGGGGUGGGGAGCCUUGACACUUCUCGCCGUCAGGUGACAACCAGUGAUAGAACCCCGGGUGGCCUGGCGACACGGCGCAGCUCCACACUGGGCAUGGCUGUCCCAUGCUCCAGCAUGGAGGGGCCCCUGCAAAGACUCUCAGAAGAGGACCCCCCUGCUGACAGCCUGCUGGGCCUCCUGAAGGAGCAGGAGGACAGGAAGCGCUGCGUCAUCUGCCAGGACAGCGCCAAGAGUGUGCUGCUUCUGCCUUGCCGUCACCUGUGUCUUUGCCGCGGCUGCACUCAGCUGCUACUGCGCCUCCCUGUGCACCAGCACAACUGCCCCCUGUGCCGCCACAUGAUCCUGCAGACCAUGGAUGUCUAUCUCUGAGGAGGGCAACUUCCACACGCACGAGGCUCGCUCGUACAGCUGCUUCCUCUUCCAGGAUCUCACUGGACAUUCCACUCCCCUCUUUUGUGGGUCCGUUUGUGCAUGAGAUGGAUGCUGGUGUUCUGUGCAGUCAGGUAGUCCUGUAAGGUGAGGUUGUCUGUCUUUUUUAAUACUCCCUUGCAAAUUGCAAUAAAAGCACUGCAAAAAUUCCAGCUGUUUUUGAAUAAGACAGCAAUGUCACAAAAUUGUUUGCAGUCUGUGAUAUACCACAGGAACAAUAGGAAUCGUUUAUACAUAGCUUGGAGUCUGGAUCCCCUUUCAGUAGUAUUAAGUGCAAAGUUUUUUAUAUCAUUGUGGAUGUCUAAGAAUUGUUUGAUACUUUAAAAUUGUCUUAAUGUUUGUGAUAUUUGUUGAAAGCAGGUGCAAUGCAGGUAUUUUUAUUAGAAUAAAUAAAUUUCUAAUAUUGUUGAUGGAAGUACUUUAUUCCCAAAUCAUUUUUCCAUAUCUCCUGGGAACACCAGCUUUACAUGGAAUGAAAAUGUCAAAUUCACAAAGUAUAUGUAUGCUGAUCAUUCAUUCAAUUUUGACUGAUUUAUACGCUUUGUCUUGGACCACCGUUAUAAUUUGUUUUAUAAUAAAGGGUUAUGUCCAUCACGGUUGAA
This is a messenger RNA of Paramormyrops kingsleyae, 3915 nucleotides long. The record is from RefSeq and is a predicted model, not a curated record. Lineage: Eukaryota; Metazoa; Chordata; Actinopteri; Osteoglossiformes; Mormyridae.